AUGAAUAACAGAGAAUUGAAGAAAGAUGCAAGAAUACGAGGCUCAGGACAACGAAAUGUACAAACUUCUCAAUUGAAUAUCAAUCAAAAACCAACAACUUCUUCCGCACAAUCAACAACUGAUAGGAAAAUUAAAAAAGAUUCACGAAUACGAGGAUCGGGUUCAAGAAAUGUAAAGGCAAAUCAUUUAAAUAUCGACCCAUCCGAGAAUAAACGAUUAGUUUCUCAACUUUCAUCGGCAUUAACUAAAGAUGGUGAUUUAGAAUUAUCUCGAUCAAGUAGAAGAAAAUCAUCUAUACUACCUUAUAAAAUUAUCGAACGUCCAAAAAUAUCUCGGAAGUCAACUACAAAACGGGUUAGCUUUAAAGAGAAAUCACAACCACGACCACAACAAGAAGAAGCUAAAAUCGAAGUAGACUCCAUAUCAAAUUUACAAGAUUUCAAUGAUGAAGAAAAUCUCGAAUAUUCACAAUCAAAUAUAACUGAAGAUUCACUUAUACCAUCAUUUCAACCACAAAUUGGAAAACUGAAAAGGAAAAAACCAUCGAGUGGAAAGAAAUCAAAAAUUGCUCUGGAUAAUAAUUCCAAUCUACCGAGUGAAUCUAUUUUAAAAAAUACAAACAAACUAAAUUCAAACAUUUCCAAAGCAAAAUCGAAAAUAGAUACUCUACAAUCAAGACCAAUUAAAAGACAUACUGUAUCUAAAACUGCCCUUGCUGAUAGUCCGAGAAGUUCGAUUAUGGAAACAAGUUUAUUUGGAGAUACUGAAAGUGAAAUUUCAAUUGCUCAUGACAACACUAAAAACACACUCAAAGCAUUGAAAAAAGUACCAUCUAGAUCAAAAAAAUCAUCAAAUUCAGUUGAAUCUUCACUUAUUUCAGAGUCAAUAACAAAACAAAAAGAAUCGGUGCAGCCAUCACCAACAAUUCCAAAAGAAUCCAGUGUUGAAACAAUAUUAAGCGAAGAAUCUGAAGAUGACACUGAUGAUAAUGAAAGUGACAACGAAAUCAAGCAUGACGACAACGCCUAUGAUCCAGAUUAUGGCAGACCAAUUAUAUCGCGUAGAAAAGGAAAAGGAAAAGGAAAAGGAUUACCUAUUAUUUCAUCUCGAAGAAAAAGAGCGCUACCAUUAUUUGAUAAUAAUGCUAACCAUGGUAAUGGGAAAACUAGAAAGACGUUAACAAUUGAUUAUCCAAGCCUUGUAAAUGCAGCAAAUACUCGUGGACGAGUACAACGGGCGAGAAUGUUAGAUGUUUUACGAUAUUUGGUAUCAUCAUUUGAUCCUGAAGUUCCUGAUAAUAGAUUACAUUUACAUCAACGAUUUCAAAAACAUUUACUUUCAAGUAUUGAUAAUGUUAGAGAUGCAGCAACGUCGGUAGAAGAUGUAGCGAAAAAUAUUGCCUCAGUUCAAAAAGCGAAAAAGCAAUUAAGACAAAUGAUCUUGGAUUUAAGAAAAGAUCAUACUGAUAUAGGUAAUCAAUUAAAUGAAUUACGUCUUCAAGUAACAAACAAAAAAUUGGAAACAGAACGUUUGGAUGUAAUAUAUAAUCAAUUACGAGAAGUUAAGGCUUACACUGAGAAUCCUAAUAACAAUAUCACUACUAAAGGUAAUUUAAGUUCUACUGUUCAUAUGGAACUUGCAUCAUUACAAAAAAUUGCCAAUCAAACUUCGGGAUUACGUCCUACACUUGAACGAAUAAACAAUAAAUUAGAAACUUUGGAUAAUAGUAUAUAA
Candida albicans SC5314 is the source of this 1734-nucleotide messenger RNA. RefSeq lists its product as uncharacterized. Bases 1 to 1734 code for a protein of 577 amino acids. The transcript is spliced from 2 exons. The record is from RefSeq and is a predicted model, not a curated record. NCBI's taxonomy places the organism in Eukaryota, Fungi, Ascomycota, Pichiomycetes, Serinales, Debaryomycetaceae.